AUGCAUCCCGUGCCGUGCUACCCUCGACACCAUCACGACCUGAUGAACCUCUGCUGUCCUCUGUGUAUCCCACCUCCAGCUCAGCUGUUUGCGGACCGAGCCAUGAAGCAACUGGUAUCCACGACGCCUAUUUCAACAAUUGCAUCGCUUGCUUCUGUUCCACUGAAUUUUACCACCGUUAUGUCAUCGGCGGAAAUGCAACUAAGAAACAUCGAGUCCGCUGCCCGGUCGCACAUGAAGCAAAUAAGGUGCACCCCAACGGAGCCAGAAGGUCGGAUGGAGGAUUCCAUGAUGUCUUCCAAGACAACAAGCCUUGGAACACCUUCAUCUGUCACGGAGCAGAGACGAAUACGAUAUGGAGCGAUAGGUGUGAGCAGUUCCACGGAAGACAGUAGCAAGCGCAUGCGCACUGCGUUCACAAGCGGACAACUCCUGGAACUCGAGAGGGAGUUCCUGUCGAACAUGUACCUGUCACGACUGCGUAGAAUUGAAAUAGCCACCUACCUUCAGCUGUCGGAGAAACAGGUGAAAAUAUGGUUCCAAAACCGUCGUGUGAAAUACAAGAAAGAUAACGGUCUUUCUGAUGAUGGAGCUUCGCCUCCAGGGGACAAGUGUCGGUGUCUGCGCACGUGUAACUCGCGGCCGCAUCAGAGGAGGAGGGUUAGCGAGAGAGAUGAGCGCGGCUUGGAGGCUGAUAGCAUCACCAGUACAGAAGAGGAUGGAUUUCUCGAUGUUACCUCCGAUUCCGAGGACAAGAUCUCUGAGUCUGGUAGCAUUGUAGUGGACAAUGCAUGUGAUAUUGUUGGCAAACCUGCAACUUGA
Molecule: messenger RNA, 822 nt
Organism: Mya arenaria
Lineage: Eukaryota; Metazoa; Mollusca; Bivalvia; Myida; Myidae
Product: homeobox protein Hox-B3a-like
Exons: 3
Coding region: 1-822 (273 amino acids)
Biological process (GO): regulation of DNA-templated transcription
Cellular component (GO): nucleus
Molecular function (GO): sequence-specific double-stranded DNA binding; DNA-binding transcription factor activity, RNA polymerase II-specific
Source: RefSeq, a predicted model, not a curated record